Messenger RNA from Micropterus salmoides (largemouth bass), 115 nucleotides. Its product is annotated as unconventional myosin-XVI-like. NCBI's taxonomy places the organism in Eukaryota, Metazoa, Chordata, Actinopteri, Centrarchiformes, Centrarchidae. The record is from RefSeq and is a predicted model, not a curated record. Gene Ontology annotation, biological process: negative regulation of G1/S transition of mitotic cell cycle; phosphatidylinositol 3-kinase/protein kinase B signal transduction; neuron projection morphogenesis. Gene Ontology annotation, molecular function: ATP binding; cytoskeletal motor activity; actin filament binding. Gene Ontology annotation, cellular component: perinuclear region of cytoplasm; myosin complex; nucleoplasm.
AUAUAAAGACCUCGUGGUCCCAACUUUGGGAGACAAAAAGAAACUGUCACCAGAGGAGAGAUGCCGCUCAGUUCUGCAACAGUUCAAACUCCAGGGAUGGCAGCCCAGGAAGUGA